CUGUUUGCAGGAGCCCUUAGUUUAAAAACGUACAAACAUCUAACUGCGAACUAUUUAAAAAUAAAGUUGUUAUGCCAAUGGCUGUGUCAAAAAAAAAUAUAUAUUUUUUUUUUUGCUAUAGAAAUUGUUGACCUUUGAAGGUCUUUAGAUAAGAUGAUAGAUAAAAAAAAAUUAUAUAAUGUUAGUACAUGCGAUUGAUUGCGAUUUAAAUAUUCUCUAUAUUCUGUCACGACAUGCACGAAUCUACUUGGAUAUCAUUUUACACUUUAUGCACGCGAACUUUAUAUAUGCAAUUGAGGUUACGACUGGUCUUGUCAAAAAAACGUGAAGUACUGGAUUGACAUACGUUUUUUCAGGAUACAUAUAUCCGGAUACAAAAAUCAUUGUAAUUACUCGUCGAUUUGGAUAAUAUUUUGGUAAAACAGAUUCGAGAAGUGACGCAUUAAAGCAUAUAAUUAUGGCAUCGGCGAUCGAGGUUUUGGCGAAGCAAGCGAUGAAAACGUUUGGUGAUCGGUUCUGUCAGAAAAGCUUGGAUAAAUUAUGGAGUCUGAUGAACAAAAUAACCGCCGAGGAUGUGAAACUCGACAAAAAUAUUCUCGAUUAUGUCAGCAGACAACCAGCGCCUAUGUGUGUGAUGGAUAUAUUCGAAAAUAAGGACAUAACAAUCGCUAUUUUCGUGUUGAAACAUGGAGUCACGAUGCCUAUGCACGAUCAUCCCGGAAUGUAUGGUUUGUUGAAGGUGAUCAGUGGUGUAGUAGAAUUAAACAGCUAUAGUUUGAGGACAAAAAGUGAUCAUGUAAUUAAAUCGAACGAGGAGAUUGCAGCAGUCAGGCAUCGACCAGUCUCCUUUCACAGUAAUUCAUCUGCUUGUAUUCUUACACCAUCGGAAAAGAAUCUGCAUGAAAUCACAUGUGUGGAAGGUCCCGCGGCUUUCUUGGAUAUACUCAGUCCGCCGUACGAUGUCGACGAGUUCGGCAAAGGACCAAGACCGUGUACAUUUUUUAAAGUUGUUAAAUCUAAGUUAUGUACAGAAUCCGCAGACAUAGUUGCAGAGAUACAGUUAUCAGUCAUAGAAAGUCCACCAGAUUUUUAUUCCUCGAGUCUUAAAUAUAUUGGACCUCCAUUGAAAGAUUACUGUAACAAAUAAUCUUUUUCACUUCUUAAUUUAUAAAUUUUGUUGCAUUUAACAAUGCUUUACAGUAUGCGUAGAACAUACAUUCGUAAGUGUUAGUUCAUAUAAAUGCACCCAAACUUAAGUUUGGACUUAGGUUUUGUUGAUGUAUGAUUAUGUAGAUCAUACAGGGUUUAACAUUGGUAUCGUGAGCUUGUCGGGACCAAAUAAUAUCCUUAUUGUAAAUUUUUUCUGUAAUCCUGACUUUUAAUCCGAUAUCACAUGCUCAGAUCAAAAAUAUCAUUGUGUAUUCUUGUGCAACUAUGUGCUUUUUUGCUCUAAUGUAGUCGUCUGAUAAAUGUAAAUGUAUACAUAGUAACAACAGCGCAAAUGAAGAAGUUUAUUUCAAGCAUUCAACUCAGAUAACAGCAAACAGAUAAGUUUACCAAUAAGAGAGUUUAGUAUAUGGACAUUCAAUUUUAUCAUUAAAGUAAUUGCUUCUAUUGAGGCUGAGGCAAAAAUUCUAACCCAAGAAUAGGAAAAUUAAUACUCUCUCUAUUUAAGUUGUUAAUUUAGAUACUAUUUCAUUACAUUAUAUAUAUAUAUAUAUCGAUCUAGCUGUGUUAUUUAUUUUCAUCAAUAUAGCAUUAUACAUAGAAGUUUCAUAUACUUUGAUACACAAAAAGCAUACUUUUUAAAUAUUUUAGAUAAUCUUUCAUAUUUUUGUGUCUUGAAUGGUCAAAAAUAUUGAUUAUUGAUUGAAUAAAAAGUAGAUUGUAAAUUAAAUUUCUAUUAAUAAAUUUAAAAAAAAGAUAUCUUUUUGAUGUAUAGUACAAAGAAGUUACGAAAAAAACGGGUAAAGUAUGUAGUUUAAAUUAUAUAGUGUAAAAGAUAUAAAGCAAUUACAAUUUAAAUGUUAAUAAAUUAUUUGUAUAUUAGAAACAUUAGAAUAAUUAUUAAUUAAUUACAACAAGGAUGUGUACAUGUUACCUUUCAUACAGUGUUAUUUUUAAGAUUUGAAGGCAGUUUUACGAAUGGAAAAAAUACUUACAUUAUAUCUUUCCAGAUUUUUCUUUAUUUUGAAAAAAAAGUGAAAUACUUAAAAUAUAUUUUAGUAUUAUUUCGAAUUUUAAUAUUUGCUAGAAAAAGAUUGUACUUAAUUAGUUCAUCAUCUUUGCAUACUAUAGGGAAAUCUAUUCAAUAAAUGUAUUUAUACAAGAUGUAAGAAAAUUGCUGCAUUAAGAAUUUAUUAUCCUAGAAAUUCUACAAUUAGUUUGUAUUUAAUAAUAUUCUCUCUUUCUCUCUCUCUCUCUUUCUCUGUCAAUAUUAUUGUUCUAUGUUCUAAAUAUAUUGUUUUAUAGUAUGUCUUAUAUUGGAAAGAUUUAUUUUCAGUUUAAUCAGGAUAUUUUUAAUUAAACUAAACGGAGAUGAAAUUAAUUGACAUUAUUGAAAUCUCACUACAGAGUAAACUUUUAAGAUAGUACUCAAUUGAACUGUCUCAAUACUACUCGGUUAUCUUUGUUACUUCGCGAGUAUACAAUUUAUAUUGAAAUAAUUAAGAAAUCACUGAUACUUGAAUAAGGGAAUUUUUUAUCUAGAAAAUAAUAUAAUAUACUAUUUCACACAGAAGUAUUAUAAAUAGCUAUGUUUAUCGUUUGAAAUACUUUUUUCUAUUUAUAUUAAUGAGUUAAUUAAGCAUUCAGACAAUUUUUAUUGCGAUUAUUGAGAUAUUAAUUGUCUGUUAGGUAAUGGAUAUGUUCGAAUAUAUAUACAUAUACUCGAAUAUUAUUUGUAACUUUGAAUAUCCUGAUCCAUACUGAUAGCACCAUUACAAAAUAAAAUGUAUAUUAGAAAUUUCGUUAAGAUGUAACACUGCAAACACUGUGCACUGUAAGUAGAUAUUUAUAAUCAUUUUAUAUUUGCUACAAGUUAUUUCAUAAUACCAUUUACAUGUGAGAAAUUAGUUUACAAAAUAUAGCCUAUAAAUCUUACUUCUAAUAAUGUAGACUUAUAUAGAUAUAUAUAUAUAUAUAUAUGUGUGUAUAUGUAUAUAUGUAUAUAUAGAUGUAUGUAUAGAUAUAUAAUAUAAAUAAUAUAUAUAUUUAUGUGUAAGUAUACAUAUAUUAUUUAUAUGUAUUGUGUAUAUGUAUGAAUGAGAGUGUGUGCGUAUGUUGCAAACAUAUACAUAUAUAUACACAAGUUUAAGAGUUAUAAAUAACAAAUAUUUGUCAUAAUAAUUUGUCACAUUAAUUCUUUCCCCGUAUGAUAGUACUUGCAUCUUCUACUGUAUGAUAAUAUGAAAAAUGCAAUAAUAAUCUCUCUAAGAGAUUAAUUAAAGAUAGAUGAUUCUCUAGCACACGGGUAAGGAAAGAAUCAUAUAAUUAUUUCAAUUUUCAUAUAUCAUAUAAGGAAGAUUACAGAGAAAGUAUUAUUGGUUUAAUAAUUAUUAAAAAGUAUUUCCCCCCUUUAAAUGUUAAUUUAAAGGAGAAGUCAUUCGUUUUCAACAUCCCUCCUUUUUUUUCAAAAAAAAAAAAAAAA
Molecule: messenger RNA, 3649 nt
Organism: Formica exsecta
Lineage: Eukaryota; Metazoa; Arthropoda; Insecta; Hymenoptera; Formicidae
Product: 2-aminoethanethiol dioxygenase
Exons: 3
Coding region: 458-1147 (229 amino acids)
Cellular component (GO): mitochondrion
Molecular function (GO): oxidoreductase activity, acting on single donors with incorporation of molecular oxygen, incorporation of two atoms of oxygen
Source: RefSeq, a predicted model, not a curated record